Molecule: messenger RNA, 2542 nt
Organism: Vicugna pacos (alpaca)
Lineage: Eukaryota; Metazoa; Chordata; Mammalia; Artiodactyla; Camelidae
Source: RefSeq, a predicted model, not a curated record
CGCAGGGACUCGACCUCCAGGAGAAGUCCCACCGCUGACCUUCUCCAGGUAAGAUGGGUCAGGGGACAGAAGGGACGCGGACGCCUCAGCCAUCAUCUAUUCCUUUGCUUCAACUUGGGAAGUUGAGGCCCAGAGAGGCCGGGCGCUGCCCAGGGUCAUGCCCGUGAAACCACGGACAAGAGGCUGGAACAAAUGUCACGUGACCCUGGACAAGUCACCUCCCAUCUCGUGGCCCAGGUUCCUCAUCCAGGAAAUUAGAAUCAGCACGGCCCCCGCCCCAGAGGGAGUGCUGAGGACCGAAGGGGCUCGGAGACAUGGUGCCCAGCUCUCUGCUCACAAGGUCGACAUGGAUACAAGGCCGGGGACCCCGCAGCGUCUGCCCAGGAGGCGUCGGAUCUGCAAGAUGAGUACUUCCCGUGAAUGACACAGGACUCAGAGGGGCCACUACUGGGACGACCCACCAGCUACCAUCCUCGCAGGGGAAGGGGAUGCGGACCCGGCAUGGGACGAGCAAAGAUAACUGACAGCACCCGGGCGCACGUCCCUGUGGAGGGCGAUCGGCGGGCACUGUGGGGGGCCUGGGCCCACGAGGGAGGCGUGGCAGCCCUGCACACCCACGGGGCGUGGGGCUCUGCACCUGGGAGAGGUCUUAGGGGCAGAAACUGGGGCGUGAGCCAAAGAUAGAGCCCAGGUGACGGUUCCAGCUGGGGAGUCAGGCAGGCAUGGCCUCGAACCCAGCCUCGCGCGGUCACACAGAGCAGUCUGCGCCUGGGCCUCCGCACCUGUGAUAAAGGGCUGAUGGCACCCACCUCCCACCAGCCGCCGGGACUCAAGGAGUAAUGUCUGCAGUGGGCCCAGCAGUGCACACACACUGUGGUUCCUGGCCCGUGAUCUGAUUGCUUCUCUUCAAGAACAGCAGAAGGGAAAAAACCCAAGAGGAGGGAAUGGGACCUUAGCUGUCCCCACAUGUGGCAAAGUCUCCUAGCCGCCCCACCCCCCAGAUCUCUCUCCCUCCUUCGCAAGAAAUGAGUUCCCAAUGAACACAGGGCUGCCUGGCUACAGCUCCCACUUCCCAUCCCCUCUUGCAGCGAGAACACUGGGUAAAAAAUAGAAAGCUGGGAAGAAGAUCCCUGCUCUUAAUAGAAAAGUGCUGCCUCCCCCUUUUUCUUCCCUGAUGCACGGAAUGGAGCAUGGAUGUAAUGGCAGAAGCCGAGCAGCCAUCCUGUACCACGAGGAGGCCACAUGCUGGGAACAGGGAUGGCAGAGCGAGGGAUGUGCGAGCCAGAGCUGCGGAGACCGCGGUGCUGCCCAGACUUCUGCACUAGAGAGAGAAAGACUGUGUUUAGCUGCUUUCACAAGCUCUCCUGUUUGAGCAGCCACACCCGUCUCACCACCAGCCAUUGGUCUUCCCCAGCCAGCAAGGACCAGCCAUCUUCUACAACUAACAUACAAAAAUAUUCAGAUCUCCUAACAUCCAUUUGGGCAUUUUCCGGUCUGAAGAGGGGAAGUUCAAAUGCAAUAAGGAGGCAGAGUUGCAAAAAAAAGAAAGUGAAAACAAAGAGACUCCUCUCAUCAAGGCUCUUGAGGGCGAGAACCAGAAUCAUGCCCAAGGUGGUGGCGAUAAAUAAGGGCCCACAAGGAACAGAGGAAAUGCGGGGACCCACGGCAGGCGCAGCCGGGGCACAGGGAGGCUGGCAGGGCCACCUCGGGGGACACGGUCUCCAACCUCCGCUUCCCCAGGCAGCGGCUCCUCUUCUCCCUCACUCCCACUCUCUCCCGCCCUCUGCUCUGGACUGGUCUCUGCUGUCCACCCACGGCCAGGAGGACCAGCAGCCAGCCUCCCCGACCCCAGCAUCGGGCUCUAGCCAGCACCUCCGACCAGCUCCCAGCCCACCUGCCCAGGAGAGGGGUCAGCUCGGCCCUGCUCACUGUGCUGAGCCAGGACACGGGCCAUGGGCCACAGGACACAGGGCACAGAGCAGAGGGGACAGGGCACAGGACACGGGACAGAAGAACACGGGGCACACGACACAGGCCACUGGGCACUGGCCAGCCUGCGGCGCAGUGCGUCCUAAAUCAAGUGCCCGCCCCAGCCCGGGCUGCUCCAGCUCUGUCCAGGGUGAGGCUGAGAGGGGCAGAAACGGAGAACAUCUGACCCCACGCCCUGGCCUGGAAAUCGGGACCCCCAGGUCCAAGCCCACCCCCAGCACCAGCCCGCACUGAGGCAUUAAGCCACCGCUGCCCCAGAGCCUCGGGGCUCUCGUGUGGGUGGAGGGGCAGCUCUCCCGUGCGGACGCAGCCGGCUCUCAGCAGAGAAAGGAGACGAGCAGAGCUCUGGAGACGCCCUCCACCCCCGCACACCAGGCUGGGGCCCAGGCUGGUCCUGGGGGUCAGCCGGGGGCCGCUGCACCACUGCCGGCCCCCCGUGCGGCCCCCCGACAUUCACCCACCGAAGCCGACGCCCCGCCCAACUCUCGCGCACGCUUUCCCCAGAACCUCGCCCGUCGGCACCACGCGGCCUGAGCCUCCAACAGCAGGACAG